AUGCGGCGCUUCACAAAGACUCCGUUUGCAAUGAAUGCGGUAGUAGCAGUAGCGACGGCAUCUGUGCGAUCCCUGUACAGUCCGCUGGUGGAGGAUCACUACAACAACCCCCGUAAUGUUGGCAAACUUGAUAAGGAAGACCCCAAUGUUGGCACGGGGCUUCGAGGGGCACCGGAGUGUGGAGAUAUGACACAAAUGCAAGUAAAAGUAAAUCCCGAGACGACUGUAAUUGAAGAUGUGAAAUUUAAGGCAUUUGGUUGUGGAAGUGCCAUCGCAGCAUCCUCAUAUGCCUCACAAGCGAUACGAGGAAAAACACUUGCAGAGGCGUUGGAACUUACUAAUAAGAAAAUUGCACAAGAACUUUCACUUCCCCCCGUAAAGUUACACUGCUCUAUGUUAGCACAGGAGACUAUACAGGCAGCUGUAGAGAAUUAUCUCUCAAAGAACCCUUCACUAAAGUCAAAGGUGCAAAAGAAAGUUCCAGGAGGCACUGCUGGCGCCACCGUGAAUAAUUCCAGUAACGCUUAG
Messenger RNA from Trypanosoma theileri, 528 nucleotides. Its product is annotated as iron-sulfur cluster assembly protein. Bases 1 to 528 code for a protein of 175 amino acids. Lineage: Eukaryota; Euglenozoa; Kinetoplastea; Trypanosomatida; Trypanosomatidae. Gene Ontology annotation, cellular component: cytoplasm; mitochondrial matrix. Gene Ontology annotation, biological process: iron-sulfur cluster assembly; intracellular iron ion homeostasis. Gene Ontology annotation, molecular function: 2 iron, 2 sulfur cluster binding; ferrous iron binding. The transcript has a single exon. The record is from RefSeq and is a predicted model, not a curated record.